AAAAACAUUACCACGCCACACACUCAACAAGGUUACUGAUAUCAUACAUUAUAGAUUAUAACCUGCAAAUCAUCCUGAUUUAAACUAACAAUAAAUAAGCAUUCCUACUAAAAUCUAGUGUAGUACAAAAUGUCUAUAAGUGUAAUCAGAUCAAGAAUAUUAUCUCAAGUUAUUUCGACACCGAACAUUAACAACCAAACAGUUAGAAACUUUGCAGCUAUGGUCAAGGCUAAGGUGUAUAAAUUUGAAAAACAAUUCCAAGGCGUUCCAAAGGAAACCGAUUUAAAAUUGGUGGAGGAAGAAUUGCCGCCAAUUAAAGAUGGGGAAUUUUUAUGUGAAGCAGUAUUUCUCAGUGUGGAUCCUUAUAUGAGGGCAUAUGCUCCAAGACUUUCUUUAGGUACCACCAUGAUUGGACUUCAAGUAGCUAAAAUAUUGGAAAGUAAAAACCCCAAAUUUCCUGUUGGAAAGCAUGUGGUAGGCGACUUCGGCUGGAGAACACACACCGUUUCAAAUGGCGUCACCAAAGGUCAGAUAGAUCAUUACGUAUUCAGCGAUUUCGGAAAACUUCCCUUAUCCUACGGUGUGGGGAUUCUUGGGAUGCCAGGAAACACCGCUUACUUUGGUUUCCUGGAACUCUGCCAACCGAAGGCAGGUGAAACUGUGGUUGUGUCGGGAGCUGCCGGAGCUGUUGGAAGUAUUGUUGGACAAAUCGCGAAAAUCAAAGGGUGCAAAGUAAUCGGCAUCGCAGGAUCAGAUGAAAAGGGAAAAUGGUUGACUGAAGAACUCAAUUUCGACCAUUUUAUCAAUUAUAAGACACAAAAUGUGUUCAAGACUUUAAAACAAGUCGCACCCAAAGGUGUGGACUGCUACUUCGAUAACGUUGGUGGCGAGAUCAGUAGCAUGGUUUUAAAUAGCAUGAACCUCUAUGGAAGAAUUUCAGUAUGUGGAGCGGUUUCAGGUUACAACGAUACAUCAGUACCCAAAGCUUCCAUUGUUCAAUAUCCCAUGACCUUCCAGCAGUUAAAAAUGGAAGGUUUUAUGGUGUACAGGUGGUCCGAUAGAUGGAGUGAGGGAAUUGAACAAAACAGGAAAUGGAUAGAGGAGGGGAAGUUGAAAACUCAGGAAACUGUUACCGUUGGUUUUGAAAAUAUGUUUAAGGCUUUCACUGAAAUGUUGGAUGGAAAAAAUACUGGGAAAGCCGUUGUUAAAGUUUAAUUUUAAGUAUAUGUAUUAAUACAUGUUUAUAUAUUUAUUAUAUUGUCUUUUAUUCAUAACACAGGGUAACAAAUU
Brassicogethes aeneus is the source of this 1290-nucleotide messenger RNA. The record is from the annotation of a GenBank genome assembly. NCBI's taxonomy places the organism in Eukaryota, Metazoa, Arthropoda, Insecta, Coleoptera, Nitidulidae.